AGUUAUAUAUUAUUUAACACAUCCACAUCCAUAAAUUGUCUUUAAUCAUAAAGACCCAUUUCUAAAACCAGAUGCUAUGCUGUAGGGUGCAAUGGAAAUUCCAUCCACAAGACAGUGCUAUUGCUUGACUAAUGAUGUUGAUAAGGUGAAUCUCAGUAUAUAACUGUACGAAGCGGUCACAUUGUAAAGUAGAAAUAAUUGUUAGUGACAUCAAAUAAAUAAAUAAAUAUUGCCAUAAAACAUAUGGUGUUAAACUGCUCUGAACUGAAAACUACCUCUUUUGCACAUCUGAUGCCAAUACAUUUCAUGCAGCACUGGAGUUUUCGCAGCAUUGAUUUGUACACAUUCAUAUGCAUGAUAACACCCACUAAGAAAAUUAAAGAAAUUAAAAAAUAAGGAAAAAUAAAACCCUCUUUUGCAGUUGGCGCUAAAGAAUAAGUUUAAUGUAACGUUACUAAAUGGGGCAAUGUAAGUACCCUACAUAAAGUGUGUUCAAAUAAUCACUAAUCAUAUUAAAUAACUGAAGGGAAACCAAGUAUAUCCGGUGUAAGCUUUAAGAUACAAAUGCUUUCUUUAGGCAGUCUGUUUGGUUGUCUGCAUUGCAUGCCUUGGACAGAGUACAAUUAUUCACAAUUUACAUUCACAUACACGCAUCAUCUGUAAAAAUCCCAGUCAAUGAUGCUUGACCACAGUGCGCAGCAGCAGCAGGUCCAGGGCCCCUUCAGAGCUGCACUCACACUCCGCCGUCUCCGCUCACUAACUGACGUGUUUUGCGCAUUUCCUGCAGCAGCCUUCAGAGUCGGGAGAAAAAGAGGCAGGUCUGCAUGAAACUGAGUACCGACGGACAGGAAAAACGAAGGACCCUGGGUGAAGCAAGAGAGUACGGAACACUUGUAAACAUCAGGCUUUGGCUGCGACCGUUCUUCUUUCUGGAGCGAAUCAGAAACACGCUGGGAGAACUUUCCUCUCAAUGUGCGGAGGAGGACUGCCAGGGCAGACACAUCUCCAGCCAGCCAGACGAGGAACAGGAGACCCUGUGGAGAUCCCGUAUAUAUUUCAGGCAUGUUUUAAGGUGUGGAAUGUUGGUUGUGUCUCUGUUAACACAUCGUUUAUGGCCAUUUUCUCUCCAGCGUGUCUCGCUCAGUGUCUCCAGGGUUGUUGGGCAGCUUCAGUAUCACAUGUAGAGUGUUCAUAGAUCAUAGCAAUUCUGUUUGGACCGGGAAAAUAGCCUUUGAAUGCAUAUUUACGAGGACGAGGAAGGUAUUGUUAUUUCACAAGGAUAAACAAUACACAAACCAGUAGUGGACCGUGAGAUACACCAGUUGAAUAAUUAACCAAGCGCUGAAGUGGAAUAUUAUUGUCACAAAAGCUCUCUGUUGACACUGUAACGCCAUGAUGGUUUUUAACGGUCUGUUGAAGAUUAAGAUCUGCGAGGCUUUGGACCUGAAGCCCACAGCCUGGUCUCUGAGACACGCCGUCGUCCCCAAGAUGCAAACCUUCCUGCUGGACACAUACAUCGCCCUCAACGUGGAUGAUUUUCGCGUGGGUCAGACCUCGACCAAGCAGAAGACCAACAGUCCCGCCUGGCACGAUGAGUUUGUGACGGAGGUGCGCGAUGGCCGGAGGAUCGAGCUGUCAGUGUUUCAUGACGCGCCGAUUGGCUACGACGACUUUGUGGCCAACUGCACUAUUCAGUUUGAGGAAUUGCUGCAUAACUGCAGCAAACACUUCGAGGACUGGAUAGACCUGGAGCCAGAGGGAAAGGUCUAUGUUAUUAUCGAUCUGUCUGGAUCGUCCAGUGAAGCAGGAAGCUGUGAGAAUGAGAAGCGUGUAUUUCGUGAACGCAUGCGGCCCAGGAAGAGGCAGGGAGCGGUCCGGAGGAGAGUGCAUCAAGUCAACGGACACAAGUUCAUGGCCACCUACCUGAGACAGCCCACGUACUGCUCGCACUGCCGCGACUUCAUCUGGGGUGUGUUAGGAAAGCAGGGCUAUCAGUGCCAAGUGUGCACAUGUGUGGUUCAUAAACGCUGCCAUGAGCUCAUCAUCACUAAAUGUGCCGGCCUGAAGAAACAGGAGGACACCGCGGAGGAGGUUGGUUCUCAGCGCUUCAGCGUAAACAUGCCUCAUAAAUUCAGUAUUCACAACUACAAAGUCCUCACAUUCUGUGACCACUGUGGUUCAUUACUGUGGGGCCUGCUGCGGCAAGGCCUUCAGUGCAAAGUUUGUAAGAUGAAUGUACACAAACGUUGUGAAAAUAAUGUAGCUCCUAACUGUGGGGUUGACGCACGGGGCAUCGCUAAAGUGCUGUCUGAUCUCGGAGUCACUCCGGAUAAACUCUCCGGCAGCGUGCAGAGGAGAAAAAAGAUCUCUCAGUGUGCUGAUCCAUCUCCUUUACCCAUAUCUACACCAUUAGAAGACGAUCGAUCCAAAUUCGCAUCCACCUCACCGUGUGACCAGGAUAUAAAGGAUUUGGAGAACUUUAGGAAGGUGUUGUCAUUUGACCAUCACGGUGAGGAGCUCAAGACAGCCCUAUCUUCCUCUCUGACUGAAAGUGUGUCAGAGGAGAGAUAUGAGGGAGGAGAGAAUGAAGAGGUGAAGAUGGUCCAUGUCAAACGGAUGAACCUGGAAGACUUCUCCUUCAUCAAAGUGCUCGGGAAAGGCAGCUUCGGGAAGGUGCUGCUGGCUGAGUUGAGAGGCACAGAUGAGGUUUAUGCUGUGAAGGUGUUGAAGAAAGAUGUCAUCCUGCAGGAUGAUGAUGUGGACUGCACUUUGACUGAGAAACGUAUUCUAGCAUUGGCCAGAAAACACCCAUACCUUACUCAACUCUUCUGCUGCUUUCAGACUAAGGAUCGUCUGUUCUUCAUCAUGGAGUAUGUGAACGGUGGAGACCUGAUGUUUCAGAUUCAGCGGUCACGUAAAUUCGAUGAAGCUCGUUCCCGAUUUUACGCUGCUGAGGUGACCUCUGCCCUCAUGUUCCUGCACCAGAAUGGUGUCAUUUACAGGGAUUUGAAACUAGACAACAUUCUGUUGGAUGCAGAAGGUCAUUGUAAGCUGGCAGACUUUGGCAUGUGUAAGGAGGGCAUUCUGGAUGGCAUCACGACCACAACAUUCUGUGGCACACCAGAUUAUAUUGCCCCUGAGAUCUUGCAGGAGCUUGAGUACGGGCCGUCAGUUGACUGGUGGGCUUUAGGUGUGCUGCUGUACGAGAUGAUGGCUGGUCAGCCUCCGUUUGAAGCAGAUAAUGAGGACGACCUUUUUGAGUCCAUUCUCCAUGAUGAUGUCCUUUAUCCUGUGUGGCUCAGCAAAGAGGCUGUCAGCAUUCUUAAAGCGUUCAUGACGAAAAGCCCCAGUAAGCGGUUGGGUUGUGUGGUAUCCCAAGGACUGGAGGAAGCUAUUAAAGUGCAUCCGUUCUUUAAAGAGAUUGACUGGGUACUUUUAGAGCAGAGGAAGGUCAAGCCACCAUUUAAACCACGCAUUAAAACCAAAAGGGACGUGAACAAUUUUGACCAGGACUUCACCUGUGAGGAACCAGUGCUCACGCCAGUAGAAGACACCAUCAUCAAACAGAUAAACCAGGAUGAGUUCAAGGGCUUCUCCUAUUUUGGCGAGGAGACCCUGUCUUAAAACUAAAGCGUCCAUCUCCUGUGCUGUACCUCCUGCACAUGCCGUGAACACCCUGUAUGGCCCAUGCGCUGUGAGCUCACCGCAGGCCAUCGUUUACUAACAAUUUGAUGCUUUAGUUUAAAAGUAGACAGUCAGGCAUUAGAUUUCUUCCCGCUACAGAUUUGAGCUUUCAUACACUCUGGUUAGGCAAGAAACAAUAAAAUCAGCUCCUGUGGAAAGAAAGUCAAAUUUAUGAUCUUCCAUUCUAAAUAAAGCACAUUUGAAGCACCCUAAACCUUUCCCACUUUUAUUCUUUCUCUAUUCAAGACCUGUAAUAUAGUGAUGCAACAUAUGUUCAAAAGAAUUGGACAUAAUUAACUCGUAAACAAAAUGAAAUGUUGUUAGAUGUUAGAUGAAUGCAUUCGCAAGACAUUAAGCAUCUUGUAACAUUUCACCACAAGUUUUGUUUUGUGUUAUUAUUGUUUAAAAGAAAAAUACUAUUUUCCUCAGUUUCUGUUUUCAUAUCUUACCUUGCAUAGACUCUUGCCAGCAUCUGGGAUUAAGGCCUUCACUCUUUUGUUUUAUGAAUGCUUUACAGUUCAUUUCAUGGAUUUUUAGCCUGAUUUUGUGUACAUUUUUGGGCAUUUUCAGUUGUUUGAUUACUUUGUAAAGGUGAAGUGUGCAAUUUCUGCCCACCUAACAUCACCAAACAGAAUUGAAAAAAUACUGUUUCCAAACAGGUUUCCUGAACACGUUUCCUGUCUGCCAUUGUUUGGACAAACAGAUAGCCCUGCCCCAAGCCAUUGGUUGAGACAUUAUUGCUGGUCAGGUGCUCAAACCAACAGCAUGUUCUGAUAGCACCACAGAGUCAGUGUUUAUGCUUUUCAGGGAUAAAUGCUUACUAAAGCGCUCUCUCUCUCUCUCUCUCUCUCUCUCUCUCUCUCUCUCUCUCUCUGCAUAUUUUGCUGGGAUAUUUGUUUUUAUUUAAGUAUUUAAUAUUUUAACAAAAAAUAAAUAAAUGACACUUCACCUUUAAAGCUUGUUAGGCCUCAAGUGUGCACUCCUGAACUGCCGUCUGUUGGCCCUCACAGGAUCUGAGUCCACUAACAGGAGACUCGCAUUACUUCUCCUGCCAAAUGUUUGUGCCAUGAUGCGCAAUUCAAUGUUUCUUUGGACUUCAUGAGUGUUAUGGAUUUUUUUGAGUGUUUAUUUUUAUUUUUUAAAGGACUCUACAUAAGAAACACAUUGACAUGUUCAUGCCAAAUAAAUAUAAACAUGCCUGAAAAAGUACCUCUUUGGUCAAACGUGAAUCUGUGUAUUGCAAAGGAAUACAUAUUUUGUACUGUACAUACAGAGGUACAGUGCAUAUUAAAAUAAGUUAUAUAAGUGUUUUAUGUCACUGUAAGUAUCAUAAAUGUGUCUAUGUUUUUCUUUUUAUUGUAUUGUGCAGCUUCUUUUGUACAGUAUGUCUUAAGACAUUAAGAGAUUUUUUUAUUUGAUAUAUUUGCCAUUUCAUCACUGUAAUGUCAUGAUACGUGUUUUACUGUGUGCCAAAUGUACUGUACUCAAAGGAUGUGAAUGUUUAUUGUUUGGUUAGUAACCUAUUAAAUAAGAUGUAAAAAAGAAAAAAAUAAUAAUGU
Molecule: messenger RNA, 5243 nt
Organism: Xyrauchen texanus (razorback sucker)
Lineage: Eukaryota; Metazoa; Chordata; Actinopteri; Cypriniformes; Catostomidae
Product: protein kinase C epsilon type-like
Exons: 15
Coding region: 1393-3624 (743 amino acids)
Biological process (GO): protein phosphorylation
Molecular function (GO): ATP binding; diacylglycerol-dependent serine/threonine kinase activity
Source: RefSeq, a predicted model, not a curated record